GAAUUUUCUAAAAGCCUAUUAUCUACUGAGUAUUUUCAUAAUACGCGACCUGUUUUGGCAGAUUCAAAGUUUUAAUAGGUAAUUUCUGCCUACUUUGCAUUCCUUAAGUGUGCAACACGAUCUUAAAAACAGAAAUUUAUAAUUGCAAGUCAUUGGGCCGUUAAGCUAGAGCUUAUUCAGUCUUAUGGCUGCGCACUCUACCGUCAGCUGGCUCUAUUUUAAUCAGCGGUGAUAGAGCUGUUUGAAGCGAUAAACACCAUCGUCCCAAAGAAGCCUUGAACCGACUGCCGUAAACUCGAGAGCAACGUUUGUGCAUGUGCACCGCGAUCGUUGGUUUUAACGUCGAAAUAUUUCAUCUUAACACUGACGUUUUGAGGUGGCCAGUUUUAUUUCAGGUAAGUGUUCACUGUUUAGGUUAUCAAUACAGUGUAUUAACAUUUCUUGUUAAUGAACGCGUAUUAAGUUCUUUUAAAGCCCUAAAUACUGUAACGUCGAGAACAAAUAAAUGUACGGCUGCUACUCAGAAGCACUGAAGUGGAUUUGCAAACUGUCGCUCGACUGAAGCCAGCAGGCCGUUUACUUUUGAUUUCAGAUUAAUGCUAAGUUGACAAAUAUCCGCCAUGAGUAAAGCGAAAGUGAAGAAAUACUGAAGCUGACGGCGGUCGAAGCUCUGUGGCACGGCGUACAUGUUCUGUUUUUAAUCACGUACCAAAGGGGGUAAAAAACAGUGAGUCGUGGACUCUUCUGUGAUUUGGGGCUUGACAACCGCCGGAUUUGCGCUAAGGCUUCUGCGUUGACAAGUGAUCUAAAAGUGCUUAUAUGCAGAGAAAUCGAACAGUCUUCAGGACUUAACAGUUUAAUACACCCAUUUUCAUCUUCUUCGGCACUAACCCAAUGAUGUUUGCGCGCCAUUAAGCAAAUACAUUAAUAGAUCACUCUUUCUUUCGUUGACUUGUAUUCAAAACGUGCCCAUGAUUUCCCGCGGUUUGUUUACAGCUUUCGCAUCGCAUACUUAAUAUACCUGUGAGAGCUUGAUCUAUAUAAUAAUGUACCUGAAGUGAGCUUUGUUAUGCGAAUAACGAUACUCACUCCCAUUGUAAAAAGGCCUCAAACUUGCACGCAAACAAUACCAGAAUCGCUUCGCGCUCAACAUGACAAAGAGAUCCCUGAAGCAUAGGAAAUACUGCUAUUGUGAUCAACCUUGAGAUAAAACUGCACGUUUUACCGCAGACACUAUAAACACCUGGGAAGGCUAGUAAGCCACGUGCUUUGUCAUAUUGCCAGCUAUUUGGUUUAAGGACACGUGCUCAGUUGGUAGAGGACACAAUCAUAAGCAAAGAAACGUUGAAAGUAUACGCCAACUAAAAUCGUCAGUUGAAGUCCACUUACGAAACUGCGACUAAAAUUACUGGUUGGUACUAUUUUUUUAUUUUACCCGUUAACAAAAAUUCCCAUUUUUAGCUACAAGUUAUUAUACGUACAUACACUAAAUUAGUGUUGUGUAAAAUGAAACUUAUGAUCUAGGCCGAGGUUAUUCAACAUGCAUCUCCUGCGACGGAAACUUUAAAGAUUACAGAGAGAUUAGCCCUUACUUUCUAUCCUGAUCUCUUGUAACAUCGCUAAAGUAGUGAUUUUAAAAGCUUUCCUGGGGUCUGGACGGAUGUUAGUGGAUCACAACAUGAAAACACACGAGUUGAAGCACAGAUUAUGUACAAGGCGGAACUUAUUAUACCUUUUAUAAAACCAUCGAGUUCUCUCAAAAACAAAUAUGCUUUUCUAUUAUAUCUAAUUUAACCUUGGCCACACAACCUUCAGGACAGUGCUCCGAAUAAAACUUCGACAAAAAUCUUUCAUCGGAAAACAAAUCUUAUGCGGAAGUACUAUCAAAACCGAUUUUUUUUGCUAGAUUCUUCCGCCUAUCUGCAUCGGUGGGUUUCUUUAAAGAUUCAAAUAGAGACUACAACGCCUACUGAUUUAUUACAGCUGAAACGGUUUCGAAAUUACUUUCAUGUUGAACAAGAAACUUGAGGUUUAUAUGCGCUCAUUAAAAGAUAUUUCAGGGAAAAAUGGAAAUUAGGAUCCAUAUUUAAGACGGUGUUAUUAUAUUAUUAUACUUUGUAUUGCAGUGUUCUCAGAACAAGAUAUUGUUUUCUCCUUUCUUGCAAUAAUGGCACUUUUCGACUGUGAAAGCCCGAUAACAAGACUUGUUCCUUCUCUGACUAGUGUCAAGUUUUACAACAUUACUUUAUUCCCUGUACUUUAGCGUGAAGCCGGAAACCUUGCUCAACCAAGAGUGCACAAAAAUUAAAAUCAGAACUACUUGUAAAAUGCCCGAAAAAUCAUUUUGGGUUCUCUAUGAAAAGUUAACUCAUACACUAUUGAGUUUAGCCAAAUAUAGCAACAAAAUUAAGCGAAAUAUAAAAAUAACUACUUACAACUUCGAAGGAAAAUUUAUACAACACAGCAAGUAUAAUAGGCGAGGCAAAAAUAGACAAAAUUGAGGAAUUUAAGAACAGAGUGCAACUGGGAUUUUUGAAAACUUGUUGGCCUAACUGUUCUUCCAGGUUCACAGAUCUCUCUUCUCCGCAACUCUUUAAAAUUUAUUGUUCAUGGGCGACAUAUUUUUGUGUCAUGAAGCUGCCUAUUCAUUCACAUUUUAAGUGCACGAUUUCCUUGCUGACGUUACGUUCCAUAGAGAGUGCAAGUCGUAGAGUGAUGUAUUGGCAAUUCCUACACUGCAGCGACACAGCUUCUUUAAAAAGAAUUUACCAAACAGUUACAUCUCUCGCUUACAUUAGUUAAUAUAGCCAGUAAUGACAGGUCGCAUCACACAGGUGACAACCAGCAUUUCAUUCAGUUGAUUGGAACCAGUAUUUAAUAAUUAUUAGUUCUUCUUAUUUUUCAAAAAUAUAUGGUCUUCUCUUUUCGCAAAUUCAGUCGACGCAUUUUUGAGAUUGUGAAGAAAUUUUUUCAAGAAACUCCUUUCCUUAAUGACGACAAAGCCUUCCAUUCAUUUAUUUAGGUAAGGAUUCAAAACUGCUAAAAACUUCUUGAAUGUUUUUGUCAGUAUUCCUCACUUGAAAAGGGGUGUUGGCUAGCUGUCAAGGACCUGACUGACCUUGUUAGCAUGGUCCACUAAACGUAAUUAAUUGCUGGCCAAACUUCCACGAUCAAUAUCACUUGUUUAUGACUACACACGACAGGGUAUCGAGAUUUAACUGGCAUUGAGUGAUGAUACCGUGUUUUAUUUUUCAAUAAUGAGUUCGUUCUUUUGAACCCGGACCUUUUUCUAUGUUAAUUUUUUCUAUGUUAAAUCUAUUUCAAAGUUGUACUAGCGACUUUGGUUAAAAACGUUCAUCUUCACAAGUAAAGGAGCUGCACGCCACGAAAUUCAGCCAAAUUAGGAAAUUACAAAAGAGGAACAUAAAAAUAACCGCUUAAAACUUUAAAGGAAGGUUAAAAUAACAUAACAGAAACAACAGAUGUCACGGAUGGGCAAAACUGAAGAAGAUUGAAACGGAUUGAAAUUAGAUUUUUGAAAACUGUUCAGCCUAACGGUUUCUCAAAGUUGAUCCCUGCUGCGUGCAACUUCAAAAAUAAUGCUCUGGAGACAUAUUUGCUUGUCUCGGGUCUCUGAUUUUGUCAUUUACAUGUAAUUUCUCUGCUUGCUUCAAGUUUCAUAGUGAUUGAGGGCGAGUAAUUGGCAAAAUUAAACAAAAUGAACUGGACUGCCGUGACACAGCCCCUUUCAUGGAACUGCACGUCACGAAAAUAUCAAGAUUCAAACUGUAGAAGCUGCCACCAAACUGAGUGAAACGUUAAAAACUGCUCAAAACAUGAAAAGAAGGUAUAAAUAACACAGCAAAUACCGACAAACAGAGUCACGGAUGGACAAACUUGAAAAAGAUUGAAAUUAACUCAGUCCUGAGUUGUGAUUGUUGAAAACUUGUAAUAGCAUGGCAUUUUUUGUAAGUUCAUUUUUCAUCUUUGUAACGAUUGAUAUUAAUGCUUGGGAGACAUAUUUCUUUGUUACGAAGCUCUCUUUCGAUUAGGAAGUCAUUUCUCACGUAACCAUGGCGGAUAAGUAAACGUAACUGGCAUUGUGAAAAAAUUAACUAGACAGCCCGGCGUGACAGAGCCCCUUUAAUCGACGUAAGAACUCAGUUUAGGUAAAAUUAUGACAAUGAUGAAACUGAAGUAUGAGAAGUUUUUUUUCCAAGUCACUGUUUAAUUUAGAUUCGUUUUUUGUUUAUUCACCUGCUGUAAGUUUGUUUAGUCUGGUCUAACAGCUGCGUGCAGUGAAUGUUGUGCCACUUUCGCAGUAUGAGGCCAAAUAUAGGCGAGUUAAAAGGAUACCUUGUAAAAGCGGAUUUUGUAGCUGUUUAGCUUAGUCUCAGAUCAACCGUGGGAUAAAGAUUUCAUACAUGUAGUACUGAACUGAAAGUUGAUAACUAGUAAGUUCUCGGAGACAAGUACCAGUGGCAUGACUCAUUGUGGUGUAGAAACCAACACUAGGACAUAAGACUGGUGCUAAUACAAGGUAACAUCUGUUAGCUAUGUAACGUUUAUGAUUUAGUUGAUUUCUAUGAUGUAGUUGGUGCAUGCAAACAGAGAGUCCUAGCCACAAUGCAAUGAACACAGUUUGAAAAUAGAAGAACAUUGUCUAAGAGUGUUGACUUUUGGCUGUUAACAUAGAUAUAACCAUUUAUCGUUCGUUUUGACGCUACUUGACAACUUAUCCACAGAUCACUUCAGUAUAACCAUUAUCUUGAUGUGAUAAUUAAAAGAUUCGUUACUUUUCAUAAGUCUAAAAAAUCAGGACAUAAAAACGUUCUAAAUGAAAACAACAGAAAUAAGUUUGGUUAAUUGAGAGCAGGAAGCAAAUUCUUUGUACAAAGGUUUUUCUGUCCGGGAAACUUUCGUUAGUAAUGAAAAAAUCAUUUUAACGCCGUCGGGCAUCCGCGCCAAGGGGCCAAUAAUUUAUUCACACUUUUACAUAGCGUUCACUAAAGUAAAGAACAAAAAACAAAAGACAAAGCAAAAUCAUAUGUAACGAAAGUUUUAGUUUUCACUGCAUUUUUCACUUUUCUUAUUUGAAUUCUGUGAAGUUCUGAUAUUUUACCCCACAUUUCUUUAUUUUCCUUGUAACACUGUUACUUUAAAGGCUGAACAAAUUGGAAACGGGACAUCUCAGUUACUCUCCAACAAAGACUCAAGGACAAAGCACAUCAACAUAAACCAAAAAUUUGCGAUUAACAUUUUUGGGCCAAAAAACGUAUUAUAGGAUUUAAUGAUGUCAGGGGUUAAAAUAAAUAAAACGACCGCUAAAGAAGCAGCAAAUUCCAGCUAAAGGGUCAUCGGCUGUAUCUGAUCGUACAUCGAUUCAAAUAAUCGGCGUUACGUUGUGGGCGAGAAAUGUAAGUUAGUAAGGGAUACAUACUACAAAUCCUUACUCUAAACAAAGGACUGACACAGCAGGGUCCAAAGUAUAAGUCAGAUCAAGUUUAUCACUCAAAACUGAGGCUUUAACGUCGUAUUAGAACAGAAAACUAAGAACCCUUUGACGAAAGGUAUUACAUAGUUGCUGAAAGGUUGAGCAGAUAGCACGAAAGACCGUCACGACAUGGUUUGAAUUCCCACACCGUAACAAUCCAUUAAGUUCAAACAAGAUAGAUUGAGUCUAAUCUUGCCACUUAUUAAGCUAUUUUCUUAUUCGCCUCACUAUCAAAAAUAAUAAAAUCCAAAGAUUAACAGAAUCAACGACCAAAAGUUCAAACCGAUACCUCCCACUGCGUGUUAAACUUAUUGUCGAGAUUAAGGGGGCAUUAAGCUGCAGUCUUCGGUUAUUUACACGUUAUUAGCUACAAAACAAUUUGUGGAAUAGUUUAAAUUCAUAUUUGGGGUAAGACUUGGUCAGGCAGGAAUACAGCAAUUAUUGAAAGAAAACUAAUAAAAUAACACUGACAAUUUUUAGUCAUAGUUUUAUCAACUAUGUGUUAGGAUUUUGAAAUGCAAUUUCCACCUUAUGAAAAAAAAAACAAGUCAACAGCGCGAGAAAAUCCCUAUCACGAUGUAUCGAUGCUUAUAUCUCUACUAUAAGCUCUUAGUAACUGUUUGAGCACUCUGUGACAUCAGAAGGCCUGAUGUCAUGUUUGGCCUCGAAAUGAUUUUCCAAAGAAGUUUACGUUUAACUCUGUGAAAACGUUUCAUGACUUGGUUUUUUUUAACGAAAGGAAAUAUCACGCCCUCGAAAAGGCGUAUAAUACCCCACUGGGGGGGAUAAGAAAAUAUCAUCACUUUUCCGUGGAAACUACUUAAAAAACGCCUUUCAAGUAAAAAUCUCUAAAAUGCUAUGAGGCGAGGGCUAUUUGAUGAUUCUGGGGAUAAGAACAAGGUUUAUUUGAUGGUUCCUGUCUGAGCAGCGUUUUCCGAUAAAUACAAAGUCGUGACAUAGUGUUGAGUUCUUAAACUGCCAGCCCUAUAAUAUAUCUGAACUUGUACGUUUUUAGCUUGAGUCCGUAUGAACAGGAAAUUCUUCGGCCGGCAUAAAGAUCAGUUUUUCGCCCCUUUCUUUAUCAAAAUCUGUUCAAUUGUCAUCAGAAUGAUGACGUCAAUCAUACGCAAUUGUUUGCGAAUUACCAGUGAGAAUACUUGCGAUUGUAAUUCUCGAGUUUUCAAAUUAAGGCUUAGCAGGUCAUUUUGACGAAAAUACGAUACACCCGGAUUCUCAUGAGAAAAACUACAUCGUCUUUAGAAUUCUACAAACAACUUUCCUUCGCUUGUCUUUUUGGAGGGAUGUGAAAAAGCCAGCGAACUCGGUCCGUUUAUAAACCUCGAUCUUGAGUACAUAAUCAGAAUAAAAUGUUAAACUAUUUGAAUUUUCUAGAUCGCUAGUAUCAACUGAUUUUUCCUCAGAGUCCAUCGAAAGUUCGGCCGGCAAAAUGUUCACCCUUCGGAAAUAAAACAGUUUUGCGUCCUGUAGAAAUUGUUUUACAUCUGAUGAGUAACUUUUUAUUCAAGACUAUACAAGUAUUUACAUGCAGGUUCAUAAACCGUGUAUAAAACCGCAAAUAUUCGAUGUAGAAGACAAUUUGGUAACAGGCCACCUUUGUCAGAAGGUCAAAACAUUGUCUGACAUUGUGUUGUCUCUGAUAACUUCCGACAUCACCAUAUCCUUAAAUUCUUUUGCAGAUAACAUAUAAUAUUUAGGAUUAUGAAGCCGGUUUUACAAAUUUGAACAGCUCGACGCCGGUGGAAGGAGAUUUCACUGCAGCGUACUAAUCGCGUAGUGAGCGAAACUCAAGUCAGCCGUUACAUUUCACAAGGUAAGCACUAUUUUGGCUUGUAGCCGGUAUGAGAGGGCAAUCUUCUAUUUCUAUAUUCUGACUAAAGUGCAUUGACCAUAUGAAUCUAGCAACGACGUACGCCUUUCGGUCAGCAAGCAAUUUGAGGACACUGGUGAAUUUACCGGCUAAGCACUAAUAUGGACCUUAUAUAGCAUAUUCGUCUUAGUAGCCUUGCUUCGCUGAGUUCAAGCUUCAUGCACUUAAGACUGUGGAAAUUGUGUACAGGAUCAGUGCCGUUUAGUUUAGGUUGAGCUUCAUCUAUUGCGCCAUUAUUCAUGCGAAAGCCUUUGAAUCCAGUUGAAAAGCUACUUAGUUAAAAUCGUUAAGACUUUUCCAGUGUUUGCUUCACUGACUUUUGUCGACUUCGAAUCCAGUACAAUAACAUUACAGAAACCUAACCGCAGCCUUACAGUUUUCCACUACCUAUUUUCACUUCUUAAACUUGGCUUUAAUUUUGACGUUUUGUCGGUUUCAACGGGCAUCCUGUUACGUUUUUUUUGUUUUUGUUUUUUGUUUUUUUGCGUCAGUCCUUCCUGAGUUGGGGUUAAAAUUAUCGGACUAACCAUUAUACAUGUAUUGUUUGCUUCGCAAAUGUUUGUCAGUCGACUUUCAAAUCUGUUACGUUUUUUUUGUUUUUGUUUUUUGUUUUUUUGCGUCAGUCCUUCCUGAGUUGGGGUUAAAAUUAUCGGACUAACCAUUAUACAUGUAUUGUUUGCUUCGCAAAUGUUUGUCAGUCGACUUUCAAAUCUAGCAAAACAUGAAAAUACAUAAUGAGCUUACUUAUAUCUGAACUUAAACUCAGUCUUUCAGUUUUAUGUUACCGAUUUUCACUUUGUUAACCCAGAUUUAAAUAAACACCUUUGGUUUGUGAUGACAAAGCAUUUUCUAUCAACAAGGCAACUAGUCAACAUAACCUUAUACUCGGCAGCAAUUAAGCGACUUUCAAAUUUGAAGUUUUAGCUUGAUAAUAUAAUCACUCCAUUCUUGCUUAAGGAGAAAGUUUGUGUGAGAAUCCAAACGUAAUUAACUUAGCCAUAUUAUUUUACGCUAAUAAUUCUCGAUAAAAAGGACUUACAGAGGCACGAAAAAACAGCAGUAUCUAAGAAAUUCGCACGAACAUAGCGCCAUCUAAUUAAAAAGGCCUAAAAUCGGUCGUAAGUUCCCCCAAAACCUAUAAUGUAACUUAUGUACACGCAGGUCGAAAAAUUGGAUUAAUCAAUUUAUGAUGUACCUGUUUGAUUCUGGCAAGUAUAAACUACGAGUUUAUGUACUUAUAAGUUUCUACCCUGACUCGUGAUCCAAUAUCUAAAUAAGCUUAGAAGCUCUGGAUAACAUGGCCGAUAUUCGCCGUGCAAAAUUGUUCCAUCACUAGAAUCCGCCGAUGAUACAACGGUAUUGGGGCGUUCUGCUCUAAGGAACAGUAGUUACAACGUGUUCCAAACUUGACGCACAUCUUUCCGACGGUCUUUCUCGCAAUCUUUGCAGCAUUUUUCAGCUAGUUUUACAAAACGCGAAGGGAAGGAAUUGUAUUUGCUAUUACGGGAGUAAGUUAAAUCUGAGUAUUGCUCAAUUUUAUUGUAAUUAGGAGGUAUCAUCGUUCUGGUUGUUUCCUCGUAAGAGACGAGUUUUGCAGUGGGCCAUAAAAAAGCGGCAACUAUCUAGCAUAUCACCGCUUUAGCAUGGUCGCUGCCUUUGUCGCAUCACUUGGAGUUCACGGACCUUGUAGGAAGGUCUUACGCUAUUUGAGAGACUUUUCGAGAAGCGGAUUUGAUGGCGUCGAUUAUUUACUGUACAUGGGCACGGAAAAUUAGACCAUUUCGUGUGAAAACUAUGGCCGUUGUGGUAAGGUUUCAGUCAGGAAAUUUGAGGGUAGAAUCGGAACUGACCUCUCAAACAUUAUCACCCCUAUAAUUUUUGAGAAUUAAGUAUGGCCCUAAAAAGAGAGAGCCACUUAGGGAAAAAGUUGGACUGCAUACACUGUCUUGACUUAAUGCGCCCAUAUGAUUGAUGAUCGCUUUAUCCUCAGGCCACACACAGGCUUUCUGUUCCUUCUAAACACUGAAGCACUCAGAGCACUUCUCUUCCACUAACAGUGCGGACAACACCGCCAAUCAUCGAGCUGACAAAAACUGACGAAGAUAAGCACCAGAGAAAACGCUUUCCCGUCACUUUGAAUAUGAGCUUUCCUUUACAGGAGUUGUCGUGAUCGUCGAAGAACGGCUUAACUAAAACAAUGGUAUCGUUGACAAUUUCAUAAUCUUUGGAACAGCUGGUAGAAUAGUUGUACCAGAGCUGUGCAGAGCACAUAAGUAGUUUACCCCGACUAUUUUUAAUUUAGGAAAAAGACGAACUGAAAGCAUCUUUUAACGGGCAUCUCCAACGCCCCACUAAAACGGGAAUUAAGAAUUGGUCCCUGCCGUUUUCAGUCACUGACUAUCUGUAAAAACACUUUAACUCCAAGGAGAGACAAACAUCAAAUUUUUCUUAACAAUACCAAUACAUAAUCAAGAGAAAGGUUUAUGAGAAUUAACAAAAUGAUCACAUAAGGGAAAGUACUUUGAUUUUUUAUCUAGUUCUCCCAUUUAUUCUCCCACUUAUUCUUCAAGGAAAUGUAUGGAGAUUUUUGUGGAGAAUUUUUAUGUGGAUACGGCCAGUCCGAACAGUGCCCGCGCGUCUUAGCGUGAGAUGUCUAAUCCAUCUAUUAUGCUAUUUAUUCGAGGUAGGCGGUCAGCGUGUUUUGGAUUAUUUGUAAGCAAGAAAUAAAAAAAGGGUUAUAUAAGUGUAUACAAACACCAAAGUACAAUGUACUUUGUUUAAUGAUUUCGAGUGCUUUCCAUUAAUAAGAUUUGAGCACUUGAUUGUCUAACGCCGAGAUCGUGAGUCACGGCAGAUCUAGUUGAGGGCCCAAAAUACACUUUAAAGUAGAAUUGGGAACCGGUUCGGUUUGAAAUAUAGGUCAUUUGCAUGGCCAGUUGAAUUAUUUUCUCAUACCACUGGGUCGAGUUCCAGGAGGUUCAAUCUGUUGAAUAGUUUGAAAUGAUAGCAUACAAACAAGAAUGAAUGUAAAAUUCCAACAAAUCGGAUCACAGAUUGCAAUCACUUUCUUUGUUCCUUCAGACUAUUAAUUACUGAGUUUAAAGCUAAGAUUAUGAGUGUUUGGAGCUAUUAUGAAACUGAAGACACUUUUUUUUACCAAUAAAAGUAGUUGAGGACUAACUUCGGGCAGUUUCCUAUUCCACAGAUGAAAAAAGAAAACACUAACGCUUCCAAAGUCCAUUUCAUCUACAACCCACCCACAUUUGUUGGUGUAAGAUACCACAGCCACGCUAUUGCAAACAUGUCCGGAAAAAAAAAAAAAACUAUAACCCUUGACCAUUGAAAGAAAAUUCUGUGACUCAGUUACCUGUCGUGUUAUUGCCCAACAAAUAUGGAAACGAAGGAACGGUCUUAUGUCGUGAUACAUGAAAUUUACUUGAACCUCGUACUUGCGCUAUUGUUCACAUGUUAAUUUCGUUUGAGGUAGACAGCGGGUAGUGUGUUAUCGUGUCGAUAAUUUGAAAACGAUUCACAGCCAACUCUCAAGUCUUCCAAUUAAUGGUCUAAGAAGGAACUUUGCUCCAUUUAAAGUACUUAAAGUUGACAAGAUUUAUGCGAACCUGCAGUGAGUUGCGGUCGAUCAGAGGUUUGCUUAAAAACGCAAACGUUUCCCUGAGGCAUCCUGAGAAACAACGCCGGAAAGUAAGUGGUUUAUUAAGAACUGAGGAUAAAGCCCGACUACCAAAAUAUAAAAAUCCUAUGAAAUCGGAUUGCAAAUAAGAUUUCCUAAUGCCAUGAAUUCCACUGGUUUAAGUAAUUUCAUACUCGAUCAUCAAUAUGAACUUGUCGAGAGCAAGAACGAUAAGCAAUUUGUACAGUAAACGGAUGAUCGACGUUUAAGGAAGAAUGAUCUCCUAGUCCGCACGGAGGAUGGUAAAUCGGAGCAGAAAAAUCAUCGUCCGAUUUUAAGGAGUAAACUAGCCCUUCUUACUUUUAACAGUUCUUUCCUAAAAGUGUCCAAACGUCAAAAUUUAUCAAUAAUUUCAAAAGUAGGUUGAGUAUGAUCGUCCGGGUGAACGUAGUCCUGAAUAGGACUAUUGUUGUUGACAGUGACGGACGUUUCGACAACCUAUGCAUUAGUCAUUUUCAGAGUCAAAGUGAGUUGUAUCACGUCAUUUGAUGGUAUUAAACUCUGGUUUAUAAUUUCCAAGUUCCAAAGUCUACGAAUACCUAUUCUAGGCCUUUGGAAACUCAACGGUUUCGUUUCAAGGAACGAAGCUUUCGACCGUGCACCGUCUUCAUUCAGCGGAAGAAGCCGUGGCUGAAUGUCUCAAUUAACAAGUGGUAGCUAGUAUAUGGCGGGAAGUUCGUAACCCCACAAUCUGUAUUUAUGGUUGGACGCUAUCGUCUGUUUUAGCUGACAUUAGGGAGCUUAAGCAACAACGACGGCGACGGCGACGGCUACGAAAACGUCACUUGAAACUGAAGUAAAAUUGCACUACUUCAAACUUUACUACGCUCAUUCCAUCUCAUUUAAUUCGUCAAAUGUUGACAGCAAAUUUUUCUAGAGUUGAAUUCUAAAGGACUGUAUCGAAGUUCGGGAGAAGACAAAGAAAGCCGUUGUAUUGUGUUCAUGUCCUACGAAAAACGUUAAAUUAGGCACUUUCACGUCGUAGUCGUUAAGUGACAACGAAGAAAUGGACAAGAAACGUGAUGCACGUGCAAAGUUGUAUUUUUUCUGAUGCAAACCUACUGUUUUUUUGCCGUUCUCGUUACCGUCUCAACUGUCGUCGUUUCUUAAGCUCCCAAAUUCUUGAUUCUGAAGUCACUUGCAGUUGUCACGUGAUCGAAUUGAGAUCACUUGACGGUGAGUUAAAAGACAAGAAGUUAAUUAUAACCAAAAGUGUCAACAAGACCGCAAUAAUUUGCAUGCUUUCUACACAGGUUUGUCCAACAUGCGACACAAAUUCAACAAGCUAUGUACCGUUAGAUACCUCUUAAUGCUCACCUCGCUCACUGGGAUCCUCAAUCUUGUAUAUCUGAUGUUCCUUGCGGACAUAAAAGGAAAUGUGGAACUCUACACAUCACAACGAUUCUCGCCAGUUGUGGUUGGAAGGCAAAUUGCUAGCGUCCAAGUUGAUUCUGAGCCAAAGGUUGUUGCCGGAUCAAGCUUAAGCUACUUGGAAUUACUAAAUUUGGAGUUAAAAGACAUCGUCCAAAGAUACAUGACUUCUUCAUCGACGAUUUCUAAGCACUACGAGGUAAACAAUUUGCGGGAUAGCAAGCUGCCACAACAGGAAUACGUUUAUGGCUCUUUCGUUCCACGGUGUUCACCGACGCCAUUUUUGUUGAUUUUGGUGCAUUCAAGCCCCUUUAACUUUAUGGACAGGGAGUCCAUUAGACUGUCAUGGGGGCGCGAAGACAAUCCCAUUAACCAAGGCAGUUGGACACAUUCUGGAAGGUAAAUACUUGAUCGUCAGUAGAGAAACGAGAUCUGUAAUGAAUGUUUAUGGAGGUGACUGCACGAUGCAGUUCGCAUGUCAUUCGUAUGUGACCGAAAAAAAAACACUUGCUCACCAGGAUCAGUAUAUGUUUCUGGGAAACUGCCCACCUACCCCUCCCCUAAGCCAACAUUUCGCCCUAAGUGAGAAGUAAGUGUUAAUGUUGUCUCAGGGGAGGGGUAGGUGGGCAGUUUCCCAGAACCGUCUAUUCCGUUAAAUGUGAUGGAGAAAUAACACAGCGUAACAUCUUGGGGACAGCCUUGUUAUAGCUGGUAGUUAAAGUAGAUCAUAUAGAGUGGUGACGUUAUCAAUUAAACAAGUUCGCUAGGCACAUAGAACUUUAUAACCCUUUUUUCAUAUGAAAUGUUUCUGGAGAAAUAAGUAAAACUAUAUUAUUAUUAUCAUCAUCAUAAAUCCGCUAUUAAAAAAUUUACUCACCAAGUCCUUUCUUUCAGGUCAUGGAAAACGGUUUUUCUUGUUGGUCUAAGCAACAGUUCCAGGCUCAACAACCUACUAAAGCAAGAAGCUCAAGUGUAUAAAGACAUUGUUAUAGGAGACUUUCUCGACACAUACCGAAAUUUGUCUCUCAAGACACUCCUCGGACUACGGUGGUCUUUGCAACACUGCCAGGCGACAUAUAUUCUUAAAACAGACGAAGACUGCUUCGUCAAUGUCUUAUCAUUCCUCCAGUGGCUGCAAGAUUAUCACGUGACCAACGGUUCCAAGGCAUUAUACGCAGGAAAUAUCCAGGAGGAUAUGGAAGUAGUGCGUGACAAAAAACAUCGUUAUUUUGUAUCUACCAAAGACUUUAGCAAACAUAUGUAUCCGCCAUACGCUUCUGGAGGCGGGUACGUGUUUAGUGGAGGCCUUCUACAAAAACUGUUGGCAGCAUCACAGAAAGUUCCUCUUAUUCCAGUGGAAGAUGCUUGUAUCGGACUAUACAUGCAGCGCAUCGGCGUGAAACCAGUCCACAGUACUAAAAUAUUGCCUUUCGUCUUCUGUGAUGGUACGAGGCAUAGUUUAAGUGAGAGACCCAUUUGCCACUUUCGCGAGCCCCUUGUGCUACAUGGCAUUAGAGACAUACUUCAUAUACAGACGCAUUACAACGUCCUGUUGAUGACUUUCAUCCCAACAAUAUGUUCGUAUGUAGACAAUCAAUCUUUUAGUAAGAAAUUCGAGUUAUCCUGUUAAAGUGCCCACUACUAUAGAUAACAGAAGUUGUAAUAAAAUCAUUUAUGUGU
This is a messenger RNA of Porites evermanni, 14124 nucleotides long. The record is from the annotation of a GenBank genome assembly. NCBI's taxonomy places the organism in Eukaryota, Metazoa, Cnidaria, Anthozoa, Scleractinia, Poritidae.